Molecule: messenger RNA, 1480 nt
Organism: Klebsormidium nitens
Lineage: Eukaryota; Viridiplantae; Streptophyta; Klebsormidiophyceae; Klebsormidiales; Klebsormidiaceae
Source: the annotation of a GenBank genome assembly
UCUGCCAUCCAGAUUCCAGACAGCCUGCUCCGACGGAAAGCGGUAUCCGCCGGAACAUGGGAACACGGCCGGGCCCAGCUCGCGCAAGCUCGCCCUGUCGCCGUCAUCAGCUGCAUUUCUCACAGGGGCAAUGCGACAGUUUGACGAUGUCCUUCGCUCAAGCUUGCAGGAAAGUGUCCACUCUUUUCCAAGGAAUUGCCAUUGUCUCCCCUGCGACUCUUGGCCCGCAUUCUCGCCACACCCUUAUCAACGGUGGUGCCCUGCAGAUUGCAGAUUCUUUUAAGGCGAACACCACCAUUUUGUCUGCAGAGUGUUCAAAGAACAGCUCCUAUUCGUUUCUUGCAUUUCGUUCCGGGCUUUGGCAGGGGCAAUUCGCACCUCUGGCUGCAAAGCGGACCAGUGUCAGGAAGCUGUCCAUCUCAUCAAAGAUCAUCAACAAUCUGAUUGCAAAGGCAAGUCCAGAAGCGAAUUCCGAAGAGGAGACAAUGGCAGAAUCAAGCUUAGACGUCAAUGUUGGCUUCAUUGGAGCUGGCCAGAUGGCCGAAGCCAUGGCGCGCGGGUUCAGCAAAGCUGGUGUCGUGCCGGCUAGCCAGCAAUUUGCCACCGACCCAUCGGAGGCAAGGAGAGAGGUGUUUAGCAGUUUUGGUGUGACCGCUCUGCAGAGCAAUGUGGAGGUGGCGGAGAAGAGUGACGUGAUCUUUUUGGCGGUCAAGCCCUAUGUCGUUAAGAAGGUCCUUGAAGAGCUGCAGACCACGUUGACGGAGAGGCACUUGAUUGUGUCUAUCGCCGCGGGCGUCACACUGGAACAACUGCAGGCGGCCGCUGGGAAAGGAGCAAGGAUUGUACGAGUGAUGCCAAAUACCCCGUGCCUCGUUGGGGAGACCGCUGCAGCUCUGUCCCUGGGGAAGCACGCAACUGAGGCUGACGGAGAACUGGUGCAGAAGCUGUUCAGUGCCGUGGGGCUUGUGCACGUUGUGCCCGAGAACCUGCUAGAUGCAGUCACAGGCCUCAGUGGAAGCGGACCAGCCUACAUAUUCAUCGCCAUCGAAGCCCUGGCAGACGGGGGAGUUGCGGCAGGACUGCCACGAGACAUUGCACUGUCCUUAGCAGCCCAGACUGUGAAGGGGGCAGCAGAGAUGGUUUUGCAGACGGGGAAGCAUCCGGGGGUGUUGAAAGACUCGGUCGCUUCGCCAGGAGGGACAACAAUAGCAGGGUUACACGAACUCGAAAAAGGAGGGGUACGAUCAACGUUGAUAAACGCAGUCCUAGCAGCGGCUCAACGCUCGAAAGAACUAUCGAAAUGAUUCGUUCCCUUGUGUUUGAUUCACUUCUACAGCACAUCGCAACCCACUAUGCGUAUGUGCGCUGAUCCGGCUUAAGUUUUGGCACAACAUCAGGGUGAAUUUAUCGCAGCCGCCCUGGUAAAAGGUAUCAUGGAGUAUUUUGUAUUUGCAAAGCAUUCUCGUUGCGAAAUAACAGC